AUGGUUGAUGGUAGCCUUGAUAAAGAGAAUGGUUCUGGAGAAGAGGAGGAGGAGGGUUCUGGUGAGAAAGAGGAGGAGGAAGAGGAUGGACAAGGUGGUAAGGAUGUCCAGGAAGAGGAUGAUGAUGAAAUAUUCUUUUCUAGGGGGGCUUAUGACAAUAAAUUUUUGAAGACCUUCAAGGGACAUGUAGCGCUACAGGUGUGGAAGCAUUACAAGAAACCGGCUACAGUGUUUGAUCGGGGUGUGUUGAAGACCUACCACCUUGGGACUGCUAUGCUAGGGAAGGAUGUUCGUAAAUUCGCAAGUGGAAGGGUUGAGGCCGUUGAUCUAUUGCCUUUGCUGACAUACAACCUUCCCUCAGUGGACAAGACCAUGAUGUCGGCGUUUGUUGAGAGAUGGCAGCCGGAGACUUCAUCUUUUCAUAUGCCAUUUGGGGAGAUGACUAUCACACUUGAUGAUGUUAGCUCUUUGCUACACAUCCCUGUGGCGGGGAAAUUCUCCAGUCUCCCAACCCUGACUCGUGAGGAAGCAGUCAUUGUAUUGCAUAAGCAGCUUGGUGUUACGCAAGCAGAGGCUGAAGCGGAGAUCCGGAAGUCCUUACUGUAA
Lotus japonicus is the source of this 606-nucleotide messenger RNA. Its product is annotated as protein MAIN-LIKE 2-like. The transcript is spliced from 2 exons. The record is from RefSeq and is a predicted model, not a curated record. Gene Ontology annotation, biological process: meristem development; meristem maintenance. Bases 1 to 606 code for a protein of 201 amino acids. NCBI's taxonomy places the organism in Eukaryota, Viridiplantae, Streptophyta, Magnoliopsida, Fabales, Fabaceae.